Molecule: messenger RNA, 3062 nt
Organism: Molossus molossus (Pallas's mastiff bat)
Lineage: Eukaryota; Metazoa; Chordata; Mammalia; Chiroptera; Molossidae
Gene: CREBL2
Product: cAMP responsive element binding protein like 2
Exons: 11
Coding region: 299-661 (120 amino acids)
Biological process (GO): regulation of DNA-templated transcription
Cellular component (GO): nucleus
Molecular function (GO): DNA-binding transcription factor activity
Source: RefSeq, a predicted model, not a curated record
GUCCCGGCCGCUUUCCAGGGCGUCCGUAAACACACCCAGACUGUCAUGGAGAGGGAGGAGGGGGCGGUGGCGGCGAAGGGAGGCGUUUUGGGCCGCCUCCAGGGUCCGCUCUGCCAUUCCUGAACUGGUCCCUCGUCCCCGUGACUGUGGCAUCAGGGAAGCGAACUGUUAGGCGAGAGGAGGCAGCCAGAACCAUAUCCCCUUCUUCCCCCGGGGCGGGGGCCGGGCCGGGCCAGGCCGGCGGAGCCGGGGAGGGCAAGGGGAGGGAGCGCCUGGCCAGGCUGGCCUGCCUGCCGAGAUGGAUGACAGUAAGGUGGUUGGAGGCAAAGUAAAGAAGCCCGGCAAACGUGGUCGGAAGCCAGCCAAAAUAGACUUGAAGGCAAAACUUGAGAGGAGCCGGCAGAGUGCAAGAGAAUGCCGGGCCAGAAAGAAACUGAGAUAUCAGUAUUUGGAAGAGUUGGUAUCCAGUCGGGAAAGAGCCAUAUGUGCCCUCAGAGAGGAACUGGAAAUGUACAAGCAGUGGUGUAUGGCAAUGGACCAAGGAAAAAUCCCUUCUGAAAUAAAGGCCCUACUCACUGGAGAAGAGCAGAACAAAUCUCAGCAGAAUUCAAGCAGGCACAUGAAAGCUGGGAAAACAGACGCUAACAGCAAUUCCUGGUGAAGAUCAUGUAAAAUGAUAAGUCAGUGAUUGAAGUCAAUAUCCUGAUUCCUAUGAAGGAAGAAUGGGCAAGAUUAUACUUUUUGGCUUCAUUUACUACCUACUGCUCCAUAGUCAUCUCUGUAAAUCUGCAGUUUCUACCAAAUGUGUGAUCAUAGAUCUCAAAGGAUUUUGCUUUAACUUUUAACACUUAGAAAAUUUACAAACAUUCAGACCUGUUCUGGUUGGUAUUGCCAUCCUUGGCAUUUAACAUGUCGCAGUGCUUGAAAACACAGGAGUAGAGAACAAUGGGUAAAGAUUGUAUUUUUGCACCUUAACUCCACAAUGCUUUAUUGGUUAAUUUAUAUUCUUUCCAUGUAGUUGUAUGUGUAUGUGUGUUUAGGUGUCACCUCCUUUCAUGUUUUUGAUUGCCCUGUAAAGAGAAACCAAAUGGGCUGAUUACUGACUAAGUUCUUAGCCUUUAUGGACCUAAUUUUAUUUCUUUAUAUGCACUUGAGUAACGUCUAUUUUCUGCAUGAACCAUGAUUUCUCCUGUGAGCCAUUCCAGCAUAAGCUGUGAAUAUGUAUUAACAAAUAUAUACAUUUCUAUUUUUAUAAUCCAUAAUAUGCCUGUUUUAAAUAAUGUACAUGUUAACUACAUCCAUCAGGAAAGCCCUCAAGACAGUCUCUAUUUAAAACUUUUGUCACUGUCUUCUCAAACUUCAUAAUAAUUUGCAAGAACCUAAUCCAUACUUGGAGAAUAAUUAGUCAGAUUUUAUUUUUAAGCAAGAAAUAACCUUUUAGGCAUUUCAGCCACAUACAUCGCCUUGAUAACCCAGAGUAUAUAUAUAUGUGUUUCUAUUGUAUGUCUAUAUGUGCAUGUGGGGAGGGCAGGAAUGAAUGUUCACACACAUUUCCUUGUGUAGUCAACUAACUUGGAAACUUUUUCUAAAGAGAAUAGACUAAAAUUAGCUGCUGAGAUUGAGUUUCUGCCUCAAGAGAUCUGGAACAAAAUGAGGGACAAAUUGCUGGUAGAUCUAACAGUUGUAGCCACAACCAAAACACUUAGUUUCUUCUCUGACAUGAGUUUCCUAUGAAUGUGUUCUGAGCCAGGAAGAAACACACUGUAGGUGUGCGUCUGGUUCAGCCCCAGCUAUGCCUCCCUCUGGAGUGAAACACUGGAGCUCGAGUACGCACAGCACCCAGCUAGGAGGUGCAGAGGGCGGAGUGUCCUUUCCAGUGCCCAUCGCAGUGACAUUUACAGUCUUCCUGACCACCAAAUGGAGUGAUGGUUGAGGAAUCCAGCUCAUAGUACGAUACACUCAAGUAGAUCUAGGAAUCUUUUGAUUUCCCCAUUGAGACCCUCUCUCUUCUUUCCCAGAGUUAAAUCAGGAGUUGUGUUCCCUGUUGCUGCUAACUUGUCAUUGUCCUUGGCUCUAAUGAAGCAAAUAUUUGACUUCCAAACAAAAUAUGUUUUGUUAUGAAGAGGUAGUUGAAGAGGAGGCAUCAUAUUCUACAUUGUCUGUGAGGUGGAACAGAGAUGGGCCCCAUAGUUUCAGAUAACAGAUGCUUCGUGUUUUGAACACACUGAUUGAUUAGUUCAUCUACAGCUGCUCUGGGUGCUCAGCAAUUUUCACUGUCUUGUUGCUAUGAGACGAGUACUUCUCUGAAAUCGCCAAUGAGACCGUCGUCCGAAGAGGUGGUGGGCUCUGCCUACUAGCCACAGUGCCAUCAAGCGGUCACUCUGCAGAAUAGUUUGACAAAGUCGGCUUGCAUUUCCACUCAUUAGAGCACCGUAAAGCCGGCUCUGUUCCAGUGAAGAUUAGAAGAAAGGGAGACAUUCAAACUCCACCUCAAAGGAUGCAUCCCUACUCCUUCCUGAGUCUGUGGGAACCUGGAUCCAGGCACUUACUCUGGUGAGUUAUUCAUGUUGCAGAACUACCUAGGCAUCUUUUCUGGACCUAUAACAAAACUAAAGCCCCUAAACAGCCAAUAAACCAAGACAAAAAUCUCCAAACUGCCUGGAAAAAAAGAAGUACCCUAACACGACAAGAUGUUCCCUAACCAGCCUCCGGAGCCCCCUUGGCACAUCUGGGACAAUGGAGUAUUCAGCACCACGGACAGCAUUACACCCCCUUCAGUGUUAUAAAGCCUUUUUUUGUCCACUUAACUCUCAGAAUCAAUUUGCCCUAGGAAUAGGAAGCAUGGUACCAUUUAGAACUUACAAAACAAAUGGAAAGAAGGAAUACUCAGCUUCUGAAAUUCAAAAUAGGAGCCAGCCACCACCAGUCAUAAGGACACUCAAGCCAUCUUACGAAGGGGCCCACGUGCGGAACACUAAAGCCUCUCACCAACCAGCACCAACUAGCCACCAGCUGCUUCUCUUAGACAUCAGCUCAUUCUGCUUUACAUUCCAUUACUGGCC